CAGAGGAAGACAGGAGGAUGACAGGAAUUAUGUGAACCUGGCUGUGUGUAUAUUCUGUUCGCUAGAUUGUGUUAUGAGGGGAUAUUGCCUGUCGGAAAGCAUGGGCUUUGUGCGAACUCCGCGAGAGCGAAGCGCGAAGUUUGGACUUUAAGGUUCGGGAGUGGAGUAAUGAUUCAUAGGCAGGUCAUAUUAUCCCAGAACUUGUACCAGAACCGGUUCCUGGGCCUGGCGGCCAUGGCCUCUCCCGCCCCGCGGAGCGCCGGCCGGCGGCGGAGCAAGGACGCCCAGCGGCACAGCUACAACCCCGAGCAGUUCCGCGGCCUGGGGCUGCAGAACGGCGAGGCCGCGGGGGGCCCGGGCCUGGGCCUGGGGCCCCGCUCCACCAGCGACACCGACCUGCUCACCUCCCACGGCCGCUCGGCGCUCACCGCCAGCGCCGCCCAGUACACCAUCGGCCAGUCGCCGGACGUCCUGCUCUGCUGGGACAUCAAGGAGGAGGUGGACGCCGGGGACUGGAUCGGCAUGUACCUCCUGGACGAGGUGCUCUCGGAGAACUUUCUGGACUACAAGAACCGCGGCGUCAACGGCUCCCACCGGGGCCAGAUCGUGUGGAAGAUCGAGGCCAGCUCGUACUUCGUGGAGCUGGAAACGAAGAUCUGCUUUAAGUACUACCAUGGUGUGACCGGAGCGCUCCGAGCCACUACGCCCAGCGUCACGGUGAAGAACCCGUCUGCUCCUGUGUUCAGGCCCGUGUCCACUGAGGAGGCCACUCAGACCUGCGGGAGCCGCCGGCUCAUCAGCUUCUCUCUGUCAGACUUCCAGGCUCUGGGGCUGAAGAAGGGCAUGUUCUUUAACCCCGACCCGUACCUGAAGAUCGCCAUCCACCCCGGCAAGCACAGCAUCUUCCCCGCCCUGCCCCACCACGGCCAGGAGAAGCGCUCGGGCAUCGUGUACAACACCGUCAACCCCGUGUGGCAGAGAGAGCGUUUCAGUUUCGUGUCCUUGCCCACGGACGUGCUGGAGAUCGAGGUGAAGGACAAGUUUGCCAAAAGCCGUCCCAUCAUCAAGCGCUUCCUGGGCAAGCUGUCCAUGCCCGUCCAGAGGCUGCUGGAGAAGCACGCCAUUGGGGACCGUGUGGUCAGCUACACCCUGGGCCGGAGGCUUCCCACGGAACACGUCAGCGGGCAGCUGCAGUUCCGAUUCGAGAUCACUUCCUCCAUUCACCAAGAUGACGAGGACCUGUCGGUCAGCACUGAGGCUGAUCGCCCCGCUGGCGCCUGUGCGCCAGGCCCCGAGGUGGGCGGGGCCACGGGCCCAGAGGUGGGCGGAGCCACGGGCCCCGCGAACGAGGCCCUGGCCGAGGACGCUGUCAGCGUGGGGCCCGAGGCCCCCGAGCUGCCCCUGGAUGGGGCCCCUGGGACGAGCGCAGAGGGGGCCGCGGGGGCCACUGCAGAGGCGGGGCAGCCAGAGGAGGGCGGGGCCGGGGAGGCGGAGGAGGGCGGAGCCGGGGAAGAGGGGCGGGUCUCCUCGGGUCCGGCGAGCAAGUUCGGAGAAAGCGAUCUUGGAGGAGGGGCCGAAGGGGCCGUCCCAGAGGGGGAGGCGGCUGGGGUGGGUGAUGGAGAGAGCGGGACGGCGGGGGAGGGGCCCCAGCAGCAGCAGCAGCGGGAUGGGGAAGGGGGAGGGGCCGGCUGCUCCCCGUGCAUGAGGACCAACCCCAAACGCAAGAGCCGGCCCUAUUCGCUCCCCGUGUCCGAGCUGGAGACCGUCAUGGCCUCGGACUGCGGCGAGCCGGAGACGCCUCGAACCCACUACAUCCGGCUGCACCGGCUGCUGCACAGCCUGCCGUCCGCCCGGCUCAGCCAGGACUCCGACCCGGACCCCGAACCUGAGCCCGAACCCGGGGCCGGGGCCGAGCCUGACCCCAGCACCGACCCCGACCCCGACCCCGACCCCCAGGACCAGGGGCUCAGACCCCCCGAGGCCGAGGGAGGGGCCAGGGAGCCGGGUGAGGAGGAGGAGGAGGGCGACGCCCCCGAGGUGCCGGAGAGCCCCGCCCCCCUCCCCAGGAGGACCCUCCCCUGCAGCUUGUCCAUCGAGCACCUCUCGGACCUGUCCCAGCUGCUGGAGAGCGAGGACGCCCCCGGCGACGGGGGUGGGGCCCUCGCCAAAAACCACGGCGACGGCGACCCCUCCUACAGCAGCGCCGGCCUGCGGGGGCGGAGCCACUUCUGCGGCCACGCCCGCUUCUCCUCGGUGGACAGCGCCCGCCUGUCGGACAGCACCGUCUUCUCCUCGCAGGAGGAAGAGGAGGAGGAGGAAGAGGAGAGCUGCGCCUUCGAGUCCGCGCCGGACGCGUCCCGGAGCCCGGGGGCCCGGGAGGCGGGAAACGGGACGGCCCAGGGCCAGGAGGGGAGCCCCCAAAACGGGCCUGAUUGCGGGGGGUCUCCCGUGCCCGGACCUAGCAGCAGAGCCACAGGCUGCCCCUUGCCAUCCAGUCACCAUACCGUCAGCCAGCUUCCUGCUUUGCGACCUCACCCGCACCAUUACCCAACCGUCGACGAACCGCUGCCACCAAACUGGGAGGCUCGGAUCGACAGCCACGGCCGGGUGUUCUACGUGGACCACGUGAACCGCACCACCACCUGGCAGCGGCCCACCUCCGCCGCCACGCCCGACGGAAUGCGCCGGUCCGGCUCCAUGCAGCAGAUGGAGCAGCUCAACCGGAGGUACCAGAACAUCCAGAGGACCAUGGCAACGGAGACGAGUGAUGCGGAGAGCGGGGGACAGAGGAGCGAGAGAGCAGACAGUGAGACAGACUCUCCUCCACAGGCCAACGAGGUAAGGAGGGAUCCUCCCGCGCCCCCGCCCAGCGGUCAGAAGGUCACCCAGCAGCUGCAGUGUCCCGCGGUCAAGUUCAUCACCCACCCGGAGUUCUUCACCAUCCUGCACGCCAACUACGGGGCGUACCGGAUGUUCACUAACAGCACGUGUCUGAAGCACAUGGUCCUGAAGAUCCGGCGGGACGCGCGCAGCUUCGAGCGCUACCAGCACAACCGCGACCUGGUGGCCUUCCUCAACAAGUUCGCCGACACCCAGCUGGAGCUGCCGCGCGGCUGGGAGAUCAAAACAGACCCGCAGGGGAAGUCCUUCUUUGUGGACCACAACUGCCGGGCGACCACCUUCAUCGACCCCAGGGUCCCCCUGCAGAACGGCCGCCUGCCCAACCACCUGACCCACAGGCAGCACCUGCAGCGGCUGCGCAGCUACAGCGCAGGAGAGGCGUCGGAGGUGUCCCGUAGUCGAGGGGCGUCUCUGCUCGCCCGUCCCGGGAACAGCCUGGUGGCGGCGGUGCGGAACCAGCACCACCCGGAACCCGUGCCCCUCACUUAUAACGAUAAGAUCGUGGCGUUCCUACGGCAACCAAACGUCUUCGAGAUGCUCCAGGAGCGUCAGCCGAGCCUGUCCAGGAACCACGCCCUCAGGGAGAAGGUGCACUACAUCAGGACAGAGGGAGCGCACGGAGUGGAGAAGCUCUCCUGUGAUGCUGACCUGGUCAUACUGUUGAGCCUGUUUGAGGAGGAGAUCAUGUCCUACGUCCCGCUGCAGUCCUUUCACCCCGGGUUCAGCUUCUCGCCCCGCUGCUCGCCUGGAUCGUCGCCCCAAAACUCCCCAGGACUCCAGAGGGCCAGAGCGCCCGCCCCCUACCGCAGAGACUUCGAGGCCAAGCUGCGCAACUUCUACAGGAAGCUGGAGGCUAAGGGCUACGGGCAGGGCCCGGGCAAGAUCAAGUUGAUCAUCAGCCGAGAGCACCUGCUGGAGGGAACCUUCAACCAGGCCAUGGCCUACUCCCGAAAGGAGCUGCAGAGGAACAAGCUCUACAUCACCUUUAUUGGGGAGGAGGGCCUGGACUACAGCGGCCCAUCGCGGGAGUUCUUCUUCCUGCUGUCCCAGGAGCUGUUCAACCCGUACUACGGCCUGUUCGAGUACUCCGCCAACGACACCUACACCGUGCAGAUCAGCCCCAUGUCCGCCUUCGUGGAGAACCAUCUGGAAUGGUUCCGAUUCAGUGGUCGCAUUCUGGGCCUGGCGUUGAUCCACCAGUACCUGCUGGACGCCUUCUUCACCCGGCCCUUCUACAAGGCCCUCUUAAGGCUGUGA
Anguilla rostrata (American eel) is the source of this 4158-nucleotide messenger RNA. RefSeq names its product HECT, C2 and WW domain containing E3 ubiquitin protein ligase 1b (gene hecw1b). Gene Ontology annotation, molecular function: ubiquitin protein ligase activity; protein binding. The transcript is spliced from 23 exons. Gene Ontology annotation, cellular component: cytoplasm. The record is from RefSeq and is a predicted model, not a curated record. Bases 169 to 4158 code for a protein of 1329 amino acids. NCBI's taxonomy places the organism in Eukaryota, Metazoa, Chordata, Actinopteri, Anguilliformes, Anguillidae. Gene Ontology annotation, biological process: regulation of dendrite morphogenesis; protein polyubiquitination.